Messenger RNA from Oncorhynchus keta (chum salmon), 5808 nucleotides. Its product is annotated as homeobox-containing protein 1-like. Bases 2332 to 3975 code for a protein of 547 amino acids. Gene Ontology annotation, molecular function: double-stranded telomeric DNA binding. The transcript is spliced from 14 exons. Gene Ontology annotation, cellular component: nucleus. NCBI's taxonomy places the organism in Eukaryota, Metazoa, Chordata, Actinopteri, Salmoniformes, Salmonidae. The record is from RefSeq and is a predicted model, not a curated record. Gene Ontology annotation, biological process: positive regulation of DNA-templated transcription.
GACGUUCCUGCCAUAGGAAUUUCCAAAACUACGAAUCCCAGAGAACCUCAGUGCGCUCGCUAUUAAUGUCAAUAUGGCCACUGUCAGUCAGACAAAGGCGAAUCAGUCUCGCCACGAAAUGAAAUCAAAUUAGCAGGCUAGAGGAGAACGGAUGGCAUUGUGAAAACCGGCUGGUGCAUGUUCCGUGUCGGGGAUAUAGAAGAGGACUUGUCACGAGGACCAACUAAACACCGGUUUAUUAAAUGCUGUGGAGGACGGGGGACCUAGAUACAAAGAUCAAGGAGUAAGAAUGGGCUUCCAUAAAGUUGUUGCAAACUUCCAAUGCAUUUCAACAAUAUGGCCAGGAAUGGAUUACUUGAGACAGUGUAUCUUCCGCUGCCUGUCAACCGUCAAACCACUGGUGUCGCCUACAUACAAAACCUGGUGGAUUUGUUGUUCAGCAGCAUCUAGGAACCCUCCUACCAUAUCAGGAGCUGUUAAAUACCAGUCCCACUUCAGAGUAAUGGAGGACACUUGAAUCAGGUUGGUCACAUUUGAUUUGGUCAAUGGUCAAAACACGAUCUGUCCUGGAAUUCACCUAACCACCAUUGAUAAUGUAAGCAUUGCUGUGUGUGUAUAUCUAUGUUGUAAGGAGGUGUCCCCUUCAACACUGUGCCAGUGGACUACUCCUGGGCAGAUGAUAUAGGAGCUGGGUUGGAUAUACAGUGCAUUUGGAAUGUAUUCAGACUCCUUCACUCUUUCCACAUUUUGUUACAUCACAGCCUUAUUCUAAAAUUGAUUAAAUAUUUUUUCCCCCUCAUCAAUCUACACACAAACAGGUUUAGACAUUUUUGCAAAUGUAUAAAAUAAAUAAAUAAAUAUCACAUUGACAUAAGUAUUCAGACCCUUUACUCAGUACUUUGUUGAAGUAGCUUUGGCAGCGAUUACAGCCUGGAGUCUUCUUGGGUAUGACGCAACAAGCUUGCACACCUGUAUUUGGGGAGUUUCUCCCAUUCUUCUCUGCAGAUCCUCUCAAGCUCUGUCAGGUUGGAUUGGGAGCGUCGCUGCACAGCUAUUUUCAGGUCUCUAGAGAUAUUCGAUAGGGUUCAAGUCCGGGCUCUGACUGGGCCGCAUUCAGAAACUUGUCCCAAAGCCACUCCUGUGUUGUCUUGGCUGUGUGCUUAGGGUCGUUGUCCUGUUGGUAGGUGAACUUUCUCCCCCAGUCUGAGGUCAUGACUGCUUUGGAGCAGGUUUUAAUUAAGAAUCUCUGUACUUAGCUCCAUUCAUCUUUCCCUCAAGCCUUACUAGUCUCCCAGUCCCCGCCCCUGAAAAACAUCCCCACAGCAUGAUGCUGCCACCAUGAUGCUUCACCGUAGGGAUGGUAUUGGCCAGGUGAUGAGUGGUGCCUGGUUUUCUUCAGAUGUGACGCUUGGCAUUCAGGCCAAAGAGUUCAAUCUUGGUUUCAUCAGACUAGAGAAUCUUGUUUCUCUUGGUCUGAGUCCUUUAGGUGUCUUUUGGAAAACUCCAAGCGGGCUGUCGUGUUCCUUUUUACUGAGGAGUGGCUUCCGUCUGGCCACUCUACCAUAAAGGUCUGAUUGGUGGAGUGCUGCAGAGAUGGCUGUCCUUCUGGAAGGUUCCCCAUCUCCACAGAGGAACUUUUGAGCUCUGUCAGAGUGACCCACGGGUUCUUGGUCAUCUCCCUGACCAAGGCCCUUCUCCCCCGAUUGCUCAGUUUGGCCGGCCAGCUCUAGGAAGAGUCUCGGUGGUUCCACCAAGUGCUCUGACAUCCAUUUUCAACUGUGGGACCUUGUAUAGACAGGUGUCUGCUUUUCCAAAUCAUGUCCAAUCAAUUUAAUUUACUACAGGUGUACUCCAAUCAACCUUGAGAUGUUUCUACAACUUGAUCAAUGGAAACAGGAUGCAUAGUCUCAUAGCAAAGGUUCUGAAUACUUUUUCUUAAUUUUUAUUUUUUUUUAAAUCAAUUUGCAAAGCUUUCUAAAAACUUGUUAGCUUUGUCAUUAUGGGUUAUUGUGUGUAAAUUGAUGACAAUUUUUUUUUAUUUAAUCCAUUUUACAAUAUGGCUGUAACGUAACAAUGUGGAGAAAGUGAAAGGGUCUGAAUACUUUCCGAAGCCGAAGUCGGGCUCCUUCAUGACCAGUAUUUGUGACGAGGGGCCUGGAGCUGUUCUACGCUGCCAUGCCCAUCAGGUGUUGGCAAACACCUCCGAAGGGACAAAAGGGGAUUACUAAUAAGACGAUGGGCAGAAGAGAUGCUUUUGGAAUCCUCUGACUCAAAGACGGGGUGAUACUUCUGUGUGAAUUGGGAGAGACCUUGCACUUAGCAUAAAAAAAGAUGUCUCAGUUCACCGAUGAGCCUCGCUUUACCAUCGAGCAGAUUGACCUGCUCCAACGGCUGAGGAGGACGGGGAUGACCAAGCCAGAGAUCCUCCACGCCCUGGAUACCCUGGACAGACUGGACCGCCAGCACGGACACAAGUUUGGACGCCGCCCCCAGACGCAGCCCCAGCCUGUCGGUCAGGGACCGACGUCCAAUAGCAAUGCUAAUAUGACGUCGUCUUCCUCGUCCAAUAAUGUUGUGGCGUCCUCGUCGACGUCCACGGCCGCCACACAGACUGGUUACCAGGCGAAUGGGAGUGGCGGGAGUGGUCUGUCGCCGUCACCUAGCAACAACUAUGAUAUGUCGCCGCCCCCUCCGGCGGUUGUAUCUGCCCCUGUUGCUUUGGCAGCGGUGGCUCAGAACGGGGUUGGUGGCGGCGGAGAGAUUGUUGCCAUGACGAACGGAAAGCUGUCUCCACCACGGUUUCCUAUCAGUGUUAGUGCGGUUAGUGGUGGCGUGACGGGGAGAGGCUACGGUUUUGAGGCCAGCGAGGAGGAACUAGACGUGGACGACAAAGUGGAGCAGCUCAUGAGAAGGGACAGUGCCAUAAUCAAGGAGGAGAUCAAGGUGUUCCUGGGGAACAGGCGCAUCUCUCAGGCCGUGGUGGCUCAGGUCACAGGUAUCAGUCAGAGUCGUAUCUCCCACUGGCUGCUCCAGCAGGGCUCGGACCUCAGUGAACAGAAGAAGAGGGCCUUCUACCGCUGGUACCAGUUGGAGAAGACCACCCCCGGUGCCACUCUGACGAUGCGGCCUGCCCCCAUGUCUCUGGAGGAUGUGGUUGAGUGGCGGCAGACUCCGCCCCCUAUAAGCUCCACCCCCGGGAGCUUCCGUCUGCGCCGAGGCAGUCGGUUCACCUGGAGGAAAGAAUGUCUGGCUGUGAUGGAGAGUUACUUCAAUGACAACCAGUACCCUGAUGAAGCUAAAAGAGAGGAGAUCGCUAACGCCUGCAACGCUGUCAUCCAGAAACCAGGGAAGAAGCUGUCUGAUCUGGAGAAAGUCACGUCUCUGAAGGUCUACAACUGGUUUGCCAACCGCCGCAAGGAGAUCAAGAGACGCGCCAACAUAGAAGAAGCAGCAAUCCUGGAGAGUCAUGGGAUCGACGUCCAGAGUCCUGGAGGACACUCCAACGGCGAUGACAUUGAGGGGAAUGACUUCCCUGACCAGGGCUGUGAAGUCCCUCUGUUUGAGAAGAGAGCUGUUACCAGACCCUUCAGUCGACUAGAUCUGUCCUCUCCCACACAGGUGCCCACCCUGCUGCCCAGCUGGCUGGCGGCUUGGCCCGGCUCGGGCAGGGGGGGCUUGGCUGCCCAGAGGGCUAGCUCUCUGAUUGGCCGCUCCUUGCUCUCUGGGUGGGGUCUCGCUCAGGGGGCGGGGAUGGAAGGUUCCAGACUGACAGGUGUGUCCUGGUCUCCCCCCUCCCCCCAGGAUGAUGACUCCACCAAUCACAGCAAUGCCCUGGAGCACCAGGAUCCCAUCGCCCUUGCUGUGGAGAUGGCGGCCGUCAAUCACAGCAUCCUCGCCCUGGCAACGCAGGCGGGGGGAGGAUUGGCCCUGGGCGGGACAGGAAGUGACAUCAAAACAGAGGUGCUGGACGACUAGGGAUGAGAGAGACACAUGUAAUUCUGCAUUCAGAAUCAAAUGGGAAGGUGGUAAUUACCAGUUGUGAAGUCGCAAAAACGUGUUUGGAUGCAUUCACGCGCUUUGAACUCGUUGAGAAACGUACAGCUAUAAUGCUUGUAAACAAAUUAGUGUUCAAAAAACAUUAAUAUAACUAUAAAAAGCAAUGUUUUGUUGUUGCAUUUAACUGCCAAAAAUGCUGUUAUCGAAGUCAUUUCCUUAGGUGACGUCAGAGUUCAGGAAUGAUAGACAGGUUUCCCAUUAGCAGCUACCAGUCAGUCGUAUGUGGUAAAUACCACAUUCCCACUUGGUUAUGAACGCAGCAUAUGAUUGUGUGCGCGCGCGAGCGUGCGUGCGUGCACGUGAGGAUGAGGCUAUAGUAGAGUAGGAAAAAUAUUUGUUGGGAGCAAGUAGAGCUUGUUGGAACAUUAUACUGUAAAUGAUGAACAAAAGUAAUGCAUAGGCUUAGAGACUGUCAAAGCUAAGGUAACAGGCCUCCCCUUACCUCUACCACCCCAUUUCCUAACCCCUUUAGACUGUUCUAGAGGUAUUGUGUUGGGAGGCCUGGCCCUAAAGUUGUCUAUGAAACAGUCAUACAGUGUAUGUACAGUGUGUGAGGUAUAUUAUGCUCUUGUCUGUGUGAGUCUAAAGAAUCAGAAUAGGUUAUUAUGUAACCCUGGACACCUCCCUCUAAGCAUAGAGGACUCCUGCCUUGGCACCUUCUCCCCCAACGUGCGCAGUAUGCUAUUUGAUUCCUUGACUCCUCGCUCACUCAGUCUUUCUUCUCCACCUCACCCAGACAUAUUCUCUUUCUAUGUAUAGUCUUCUCUUUGGCUUUGCCUCUUACACUGUCUGUUCGCCCCUCCCUUUCCCCUCUCAUCUGUCUGCCCCUUUUCAUUUGUCUCCAUCGUCGCAGUAUAAGGGAGAGAGAGGUGAGGGUUCUCAACAGGCCUCUGUAAUCCCUAAAAUGUAUAAAUAUAUCCCCUUGUUGUAGCACUACCUAAGCUGGGUAGGUUUUUAAAGCAAGUGAAAAUCCGACAUUCAUUAUAUUAUUGCUUGAGAGAGAGAGGACUCGUGCAAGCUAGUGAAAGGGGCCAUACGUGGUUGUUAUGGGGGUAUCUAUAAGCAUAUUGAAGCUGUACCCAAACCAUUUGUUUUUAGCUUUUAACCGUAGCUUAGUCUGUUCCCUUAAAUUAAGGUGUCAUAAUCAUGUUCCCCAGUUGAGAGAGAAUGCGUUACUACACUGUUCAAAAAAUAAAGGGAACACUUAAACAACACAUUGUAACUCCAAGUCAAUCACACUUCUGUGAAAUCAAACUGUCCACUUAGGAAGCAACACUGAUUGACAAUACAUUUCACAUGCUGUUGUGCAAAUGGAAUAGACAACAGGUGGAAAUUAUAGGCAAUUAGCAAGACACCCCCAAUAAAGGAGUGGUUCUGCAGGUGAUAACCACAGACCACUUCUCUAUGCUUCCUGGCUGAUGUUUUGGUCACUUUUGAAUGCUGGCGGUGCUUUCACUCUAGUGGUAGCAUGAGACGGAGUCUACAACUCACACAAGUGGCUCAGGUAGUGCAGCUCAUCCAGGAUGGUACAUCAAUGCGAGCUGUGGCAAGAAGGUUUGCUGUGUCUGUUAGCGUAGUGUCCAGAGCAUGGAGGUGCUACCAGGAGACAGGCCAGUACAUCAGGAGACGUGGAGGAGGCCGUAGGAGGGCAACAACCCAGCAGCAGGACCGCUACCUCCGCCUUUGUGCAAGGAGGAGCACUGCCAGAGCCCUGCAAAAUGACCUCCAGCAGGCCACAAAUGUGCAUGUGUC